Molecule: messenger RNA, 5484 nt
Organism: Leptinotarsa decemlineata (Colorado potato beetle)
Lineage: Eukaryota; Metazoa; Arthropoda; Insecta; Coleoptera; Chrysomelidae
Product: mitochondrial folate transporter/carrier
Source: RefSeq, a predicted model, not a curated record
UACGUAUACGUCAUUUUGGUUAUCCUUGGGAAAGUGCUGUGUUGAAGUAAGCACGGCUUCUGUAAAUUUAUUUUUAUUUGUGGCGUAUCUCCCCAAUAUCCAAAAUGUGUCUAUAGCACCAAGUAAUCGACACUGAAAGUACAAGAUGCUGAACUUAUCCUUCUCCAGUCUAAAAAGUCUGAUGAGCUGACUACAACAACAACAAUGAUGAAUCACUCACCGUCGAAAAAACCCAGGCUCUCUUUCCUUAGUCAUUUCAAAUAUGAACAUCUUCUGGCAGGAAUAUCAGGGGGAGCUAUAUCCACGUUGAUUUUGCACCCUUUAGACUUGAUGAAAAUUAGGUUCGCAGUUAGUGACGGUAGAACUACCAUACCUCAGUACAGUAGCUUGACCAGUGCAUUUUAUGGUGUAGUUAGGCAGGAAGGUGUCAAAGGACUGUAUAGAGGUGUUGCACCAAAUGUAUGGGGAUCCGGAAGCGCAUGGGGGUUUUACUUUCUUUUCUACAACUCUAUAAAAAAUUGGAUUCAACAAGGAGACACGCAGUAUCCACUGGGGCCCAGCUUGCACAUGCUAGCUGCUGCUGAAGCUGGCAUAUUAACUCUGGUGGUGACAAACCCUAUUUGGGUAGUGAAGACGAGGUUAUGUUUGCAGUAUGGAAAUGAAGACACCUACCUCGCAAAAGGAGGCCAGUUCUACCGAGGCAUGUCAGAUGCGCUGGUGAAAAUUUAUCAAAAAGAAGGCGUACGGGGCCUUUACAGGGGUUUCGUUCCUGGAAUGUUUGGUGUUACUCAUGGAGCCCUCCAGUUUAUGACUUACGAAGAAAUGAAGGGUUAUUAUAAUGGCUAUAGGAAACUACCACUGGACAACAAGCUGACCACAGGGGAAUACAUAGGUUUUGCUGCAAUAAGUAAAUUGAUAGCGGCUGCAGCUACUUAUCCAUACCAAGUGAUCAGGGCCCGAUUGCAAGACCAACAUCACAGCUAUGAAGGAACUUGGGAUUGCAUCAUGAAAACAUGGAAGUACGAAAGGAUGGCUGGAUUCUACAAAGGCCUUGCUCCAUAUUUACUUCACGUUACUCCUAAUAUAUGUCUAGUCAUGUUAAUUUAUGAAAAAUUUACCAAUAAUAACCAAUAAAUAGGUACAGAUUUUACUUAACAUAUUUAAGGAAAUAUUCGAGUUUUUUUCAGAAACCAACUGGUUUGACUUCGCAUUCAGUUGAAUUUCAACCUGAAGGUAAACAGAUGCUUCGUAAGUGAAAACAAUGUAAUGAAUUUGGUGUCCUUAUAAACAUCAAUAUUAUCUCAAGUUUUUCUCUGUUUUGUUAAAUCUCUCUCAAGUUCUGUCAAAUCUCUCUAUUUUUACAUUCUUGUUGUCCUCUCAAAUGUUGUUAAACACAAGUCACGUGAGACCUGAGUUUGUUACUAUUUUUUUUGUUAGUUACACGAGAAAGGUUCAGUUUCAUUUAAUUCAAAUUUUUCAGUAGUAACUAAUAUUCUCUUGAAUGUUCAAUUUGACUCUGAUACUUAACUAAGGCCUAUUAUUUUAAUUUUUUUGUCACUCUGCUUCUGAAUCCACAAUAAACCAGUGAACACUCACCAGUUGACUCUCCUAAAUUUGUGAUAAUCUCCACUUGGUUCUCUGGAACUAGAGGAAAGGUAACUUCUCAACCUCAUUUCUGAAAUAGUAAAUAUAUGAUUUCAAUUUUGAAAUAAUACUGUUCAUAAAAUAUUCAUUUGUUAAUGUUUCUUGAUAAGUGGUGGCUUAAUUUAUAGACAAUUUUGAAUUCAUAUAUUUAUGGGGAUCUCUAGUUUCUAGUACUGUUAGUCCUAAAGAUAAGAUUUGAAACAGAUCAAUUGCUUGGUACCACAUUCAGGCCAAUUUGUGUAUAUUGGAAGGUUCAGUUGUCCCUAGAAAUAGAAGAGCCUAGAAGUUGUGAGCAAUAUAUUUUAUAAUACAACAAACUAUAAGACAACAAAUUAUAAGACAACAAACUCUAUUAUUUGUUGGGUUCAACAUCAUCAUGUAAAUGUUUUAUGAAAAAAUCGAACGACACUAAUUCACUCAAUAUUAGGACUUGAAAAUGUAUUGAAAUAAAAAAUUCGCAACUCGAUCUUGCGUUUGUAAGUUCUUGUUGUAGUUAUGUUAUCACAUUACAUCAUAAAAAAUAAAAACUUUUAACAUGGAAUUUAGUCCAGCUUGACGAUAAUUCAAACAAAAAGUCUUGUAUUGAAGUAUAUUGACAGUCUAGACUUGGAUAAAAAAAUGUCUAAUAUAAUAAUAAUCUCGGCGUGAACGCUGGUUUCCUGAGGUUUGAAAACCUCUUAUCAGAAUGAUAAGUUUUGACUGGGAUAUAUUUCAUUGUGUUCUUAGUGUUGAACUUGUAGGAUUUUCACCAUCAUUAGAAGAAUUAUUUAUAUUUUGUGUUUGAAAAGAUUUUCUGCCGACUAGAAGCCAUUGUAAUGAAUCAUAUUAAAAGGCUAUAUGUAUAAAGUAGUGAAAACAAGCAGGGAAAUUUUUCAACCACUUGUAUCAAGUGAGGUGAUCUUAUAUCACCAUUCUCAAGAUUUAUGUUGAAAUUGAUCUGGUAUAAUUUUUUUCAUUUAGUUUUAAGUUUUCAUCUGUUUACUUGUCUGGUUGACUUUAGGUAAUCUUCAUAUAAUCAGUGUUUUCUGCAGAUAUUUGAAAUGUUUUCAACCAAUUUCUAGUACAAACUGAAAAAUGAAUACAUUUUUGAAGGAAAAAAUUAUUUUGUUCUUUUGCGACUUUUGCUAUUGAAUAACUUCUGAUACAACUGUAUUAUUUCAGUAUCUGCAAAUAACAGAUAACUUACAAAUGAAGAGUAGGUCAUUAUAAACAUGAGCAUUGCAUUAUUACCUCACUUUUUUUCAUACUUUUGCUAGUAGAUUAUUCAAUUCUAAGGUAUAUCAUUCUUAGCUAAUUUAUGCUACAUCUUGGAACAUCAAAAAAUGAAGUACCACAUACUAAUUAUUUAAACUCCUUGAUAAGUGAUCCCAGAAAGCGUUUUUUCUUUAAACCUCACAUACAAUUGAGUUGUUGAAUUCAUUUAAAAAAUAUUUUGUACUUGCCUAGAAUAUCAUUAUAUUUUCACUAAGGUUCUAGAUCCAACUUUUCUGUACACAAAUACUGAAAUACAUUUGAAUUAACGUAUAAAAGUUAAGAUACUCGUAUUUGAAAUGUUAAGACAUGACAACAAGGAAUGUAAACUUUCAUGGCUGGAGAUAACUGUGUCAAAGCUAUUUUCAGGUUUUUUUUGGCAGUGGUUUGCAGGUUUUUAUGCCUGACGUUUCAUCUACUACUGCGGUAGACAUCAAAGGUGAUGAGGUAACUGUCGCAGUGCCUGAUUUGGUAUUCCUGUUGUUUCGAACGCAUUCACUACGAUGCUGGUAUUUGACUCUGGUUUUAUAUUAUUAUUAGUGAGCGUGACUUGGUUUCUCUUAAUUGGAUUACCUGACCUUCUUUGUGUACCUUUAAGGAAAGGUAGCCAGGUUUUAUUAAUGUUCAUUGCCUCUUCUUUUGUAUUGAAGUUGUCCGUGUCUUUUAGAAUUUCUAUCGCCUCUCUAUAUACACUUGGAUAGUACACUUUGAGUUUUAUCUAGUAUCACUGUAUAGGGAAUUGGAAAACAGGGAUUAUUUCGAUGGAAACAGCUCGAGCACUUCGAUCGCUACCUCAUCGGCUUUGAUGAUGUGUACUGCAGUAGUAGACGAAAAGUCGGGCAUAAAAAUCUGCAUACCACCGCCAAAAAACCCGAAAAAUAGAUUUUGACACAAUAUCAUAGCUAAUAAAUGUUGAUUAUUAGAAGAUCUCUAUGAAAGUGAAAAUGAAAUUUGUUGGUGAAUGAUCUAGGAGCAGAAACUAAGAAAAUAUUAUUUUCAUGUGUGAUAUCGUCUACAAUCCAUCAAUAAAUCAAACAGCACGCUUGGUACUAACAUGUCUGCUGCCACCUGUAUUUUCAAGUGUUAUAAGAAACGUUAGUAAUGAAGCUGUAACUUUUAUUUCCAAUGAAUGAGUCCAAAAUUCUAUAAUCUAUGCAAAUUGAUAUUUAAAAUUAUUGUGAUAUUCUAUACUAGUUUGUUCCACAAUAUAUUGAAGUGAAGCAAAAUAUUUUUGUAAGUGUUUUCAAGAACAAACUGAGCACACUUUUACCAGUGUACCAUCAUUUAGUCUAUCGAGAAAACCAAAACUGUAUCUUUAAAGACAAAAUUUUAAAUAAGUUUUUGUGCUUCUCUGAAAAAGUGAAUAAUUGUUCUUAUUUGUACAACUUGUUCCCAGUGAAUGUGAUAUUUUUUUAUUUCAAUUUUUGUCUGUGUACAAUUUUCCAUUUAUUGUUUCCUUCUUCCUCUUGCUUGACAAUCCUCUAUUCAUUUAUUAACAUGCACAAACAUUUAAAAUCAAUAAUCGUUUUUUAUUCGGAAUCAUGCUCAGUAUCUUCAUGACAUUGUUUUUUUUUGUACUGUUAUUGUGAAGAAAUAUCAGUAUCAUUAUUUUUUUAUUGACAAAUUGAAAGAUUUAUGAUGCAUGAUGGAAAACAGAACAAUACGUUUCAAUGACAACUAUUUCGGGUUUAACUUUUCACACAAUUGAUUCAAAUGAAAAUGGAAUAUUUUUUUACCCUGUUCCCAUUUCCUUUUCUUCUGAAAUAUGCUGCUUACAUCCUCUCCAUGCUUUUUUCUAUGUAUACUAUUAGUCCCAAUUAUAUUAAUAUAUCUUUGAAAUAGAGGAAUCCAUGAAUGAAUGGAAAGAACGUCAUCGAUGUGCCUUAUUGAAUUGUGAAAGUUGCAUUCAUACGAAAAUUACAAUUGAUGACAUGUUUCGUAAAAGUUAUGAAUGUAAUAAGUUUGUAAUGUUUGGAGGAACAACGGUUUGUUAUGAGAGAAUAAAUUUACAUCAUGAUAUUGUGGUUCACUAACGAGAGAGAACUUAAUAUUUAGUGAAUUUUGAAACUAGAAAAUUUUGUUUUUCAUUUUUGAAUUUAAGGUUUUGCUUAGUGAUUCAAUAAAGUAUUUUAGAUGUUCGAUGAUGAUGGACAAGUUGAACUUCAUAGAUUCUCAAGAGAUUCAGUGUUUCUAAGAUAUCUUAAUCCUACUAAUUUCGUAUUGUCUCUUUUCUUAUACUUUCCAAGUUUGAGAGUAUUGGAAAUGUACUAUACCAUUUCUUCCUUGUUACCAUCCUUAUAUAUAUAUUAACAAAGUUUGUAGCAAUAUGUAAUAUCUCUCAAUAACAAAAAGGAAUGUAUAUAAGCAAUUUAUUUAUUAUUUUUUGUAUCAGAAUGUUUUGUUGGUGAUUGAUUUUACAUAUCAAAUUUUAACCUAGGUACAAUAUGAAAAGUGAGAAAAAAUUUUUAGGAGUAAUGUGACGAGAAACUAUAUCUGUAGUUGAUUAUUAUUUUUCUAUUGAAUGCAGUGGGUGAUUUAUAGUAUUAUCUUGAACUGGAAUAAGACCUGAAUUAAAUGAUGUGAUAUAAA